Rubroshorea leprosula is the source of this 2048-nucleotide messenger RNA. NCBI's taxonomy places the organism in Eukaryota, Viridiplantae, Streptophyta, Magnoliopsida, Malvales, Dipterocarpaceae. The record is from the annotation of a GenBank genome assembly.
AUAACACCACCCUAACAAUACCCCUAUUGUUUUUUUUUUCUCUUCUGCUCCCCCAUUGAUUGUUUCCCCAAUUGAUAUCAGUCUCGUACGGCUUUAAGAAGAAAGGCAAAUGGGAUCUUCAGCACUCUUUCUGAUCUUAUUUUUCUCUGUUUUUCUCAUAACUCUCGUUUCAGCUGCGGAUAUCUACUUCCAGUCUAGGUGUGUUGAGAAUGGCAACUUCACCGCCAACAGCACUUACGGGGCCAACCUCAACCGUCUGUUUUCUCAACUAUCCACCACGGCGGAUUUCAAUUAUGGGUUCUACAAUCUGUCCGUCGGUCGGAGCCCUGACCGGGUCAACGCAAUCGGACUUUGCAGGGGAGACCAAAAGGAGGGCGUUUGCAGAAGUUGCCUGAACGACACCAUCUCCGCACUCGAGCAGCGAUGUCCCAAAUACCAAGAGGCAAUCGGAUAUUCGGAAUUCUGUACGUUACACUACUCAAGUCGACAACUCUAUGGAUCCAUGGAAUCCAAACCCGCUCAUUAUUUGUAUAAUGUUAACAACGCCUCGGAUGGUGAUGUGUUCAUUUGGGAGCUGAGCCCCUUCUUGAGAGACUUGAGCAGAAUUGCGGCCGCCGGAGGACCUCUUCUCAAAUAUGCGGCGAAUUACUCGGCCGGUAUUUACGCUCUCGAGCAGUGCACGCCCGAUCUAUCGGAGAAGGAUUGCAGCGAUUGCCUAACAACGGCAAUCAGUAAGAUCCCUGUGGCUGACCUCUCUAGGAAAAUCGGAGGCAGAAUUCUACAACCCAGCUGUAAUUUGAGAUAUGAGACCAGACCAUUUUUUGCAGCCGUAGACAUUCCUCAGCCACAGCCACUGCCACCGCCACCGCAAGGUAAAGUGCGCUUCUUUUCUUUUCGGGGCAAGCUUUCAGAAGGACAAGAAGUAGCCGUGAAAAGGUUAUCUAGUGUUUCUAGACAAGGAGACUUAGAAUUCAAAAAUGAGGUUCUUUUAGUGGCCAAACUUCAACAUCGGAAUUUGGUCAGACUCCUAGGCUUCUGCUUGGAAAGAGAUGAAAGACUUCUCAUCUACGAGUUUGUGCCAAAUACAAGCCUUGAUCAUUUUAUUUUUGAUCGAAUCAAGUGUGCACAACUAGAUUGGGAAAUCCGUUGCAAAAUCAUCAAAGGCGUAGCUCGUGGCCUCCUUUACCUACAUGAGGAUUCUCGUCUUCGAAUAAUUCAUCGUGAUUUAAAAGCAAGUAAUGUUUUAUUAGAUGAAAAUAUGAAUCCUAAAAUCGCAGAUUUUGGCAUGGCAAGAUUAGUUGUAAGGGAUGAAACACAAGGCAAUACCAGUAGAAUUGUGGGAACUCAUGGGUACAUGGCUCCAGAGUAUGCAAUGUAUGGGCAGUUCUCAAUAAAGUCAGAUGCUUUUAGUUUUGGUGUGUUACUUUUAGAAAUCGUCAGUGGACAAAAAAAUAGUUGUUUUCAAAAUGGGGAGAACAUAGAGGACCUACUAAGUUAUUCAUGGAAAAACUGGAAAGAAGGGACAGGAUUAAAUCUCCUAGAUCCAACUUUGAGAAAUGGUUCAACAGCUGAAAUGAUGAGAUGCAUCCAUAUUGGUUUGCUAUGUGUUCAAGAAAAUGUUGCUCACAGACCAGCCAUGGCUUCAGUUGUUCUCAUGCUUAAUGACAAUUUAAUUAGUCUCCCAGUGCCCUCUAAACCUGCAUUUUUUGUGCACAGCAACAUUGCAUCUAACAUGUCAUCCUCAUUUGGGUACAAUUCAUGGGUACAAGACUCGCAGAGAUUAGAGGAACAAUCAGUCCCCUUGUCAAAUAAUGAUGUUUCAAUUACAGAGCUAUGUCCUCGAUAGUUUUUGAGAUUCAAAGGUACAAUUAGAUUCAUAUUGUCAAUCUGGUUCAAAAUAAUGCUAGAAUUCACUUGUUAGAUGUAUUGGUAUCUAAUACUUGUUUUUGUAAGAAAAACUACUUCCAAGCACAAAAAUAUAGUGUAUGAUUUGAUUUGGGUACUGGUUUUCCUCUUGUAUAAUUUGAUACGGUGUAUAAUUUGGCAUU